Messenger RNA from Cavenderia fasciculata, 339 nucleotides. RefSeq lists its product as uncharacterized. The transcript is spliced from 2 exons. Lineage: Eukaryota; Evosea; Eumycetozoa; Acytosteliales; Cavenderiaceae. The record is from RefSeq and is a predicted model, not a curated record. Bases 1 to 339 code for a protein of 112 amino acids.
AUGAAUGGUUCGCCUCCAUUAGAAUUUAUUCAACUCGUUGAACAAGAGGAUGAUAAAACAAUACAAAUACAAAUACAAAAAUACAUUGAUAAACAAAUUGAAGAUGUUAUUUCAUGGUUAUUCUAUCUUUUAAGCAAUAGUCAAGAUGAAACUAUUCUAUCAAAUUCAAAUAGAUUGUUAAGUGUUGUAAUGGAACAAACAUCAAACAAAGCUUUACUAGUUGAUCUAUUAAAAUCAAAAAUCAUAGAAUCAACCAAACAAGCAAAGUCAAACAAGAAUAUGGACAUGAUUGUUGCAUCAAUUCAAUCAGCAUCUAAUUUACUUUAUCCAACAGAAUAA